Molecule: messenger RNA, 2198 nt
Organism: Nomascus leucogenys (northern white-cheeked gibbon)
Lineage: Eukaryota; Metazoa; Chordata; Mammalia; Primates; Hylobatidae
Source: RefSeq, a predicted model, not a curated record
UGUUCUUCCCGGUGCCAGGGUGUCAUGGAAGGGCUGCUGACAAGAUGCAGAGCAUUGCCCGCCCUGGCCACCUGCAGCCACCAGCUCUCUGGGUAUGUUCCUUGCAGGUUUCACCACUGUGCCCCAAGAAGAGGGCGGCGCCUGCUGCUGUCUCGUGUGUUCCAGCCACAGAACCUUCGGGAAGACCGGGUGCUCUCCCUGCAGGACAAAUUUGAUGACCUGACCUGUAAGAGCCAGCGGCUGAUGCUGCAGGUGGGCCUGAUCUACCCAGCAAGCCCCGGCUGUUACCACCUCCUGCCAUACACCGUCCGUGCCAUGGAGAAGCUCGUGCGAGUGAUAGACCAGGAGAUGCAGGCCAUCGGGGGCCAGAAAGUCAACAUGCCCAGCCUCAGCCCGGCAGAGCUCUGGCAAGCCACCAACCGGUGGGACUUGAUGGGCAAGGAGCUGCUAAGACUUAGAGACAGGCAUGGCAAGGAAUACUGCUUAGGACCAACUCACGAGGAAGCCAUUACAGCCUUAAUUGCCUCCCAGAAGAAACUGUCCUACAAGCAGCUUCCCUUCCUGCUGUACCAAGUGACAAGGAAGUUUCGGGAUGAGCCCAGGCCCCGCUUUGGUCUUCUCCGUGGCCGAGAGUUUUACAUGAAGGAUAUGUACACCUUUGACUCCUCCCCAGAGGCUGCCCAGCAGACCUACAGCCUGGUGUGUGAUGCCUAUUGCAGCCUGUUCAACAGGCUAGGGCUGCCAUUUGUCAAGGUCCAGGCCGAUGUGGGCACCAUCGGGGGCACAGUGUCUCAUGAGUUCCAGCUCCCAGUGGAUAUUGGAGAGGACCGGCUUGCCAUCUGUCCCCGCUGCAGCUUCUCAGCCAACAUGGAGACACUAGACUUUUCGCAAAUGAACUGCCCUGCUUGCCAGGGCCCACUGACUAAAACCAAAGGCAUUGAGGUGGGGCACACAUUUUACCUGGGUACCAAGUACUCAUCCAUUUUCAAUGCCCAGUUUACCAAUGUCUAUGGCAAACCAACCCUGGCUGAAAUGGGGUGCUACGGCUUGGGUGUGACACGGAUCUUGGCUGCUGCCAUUGAAGUCCUCUCUACAGAAGACUGUGUCCGCUGGCCCAGCCUACUGGCCCCUUACCAAGCCUGCCUCAUCCCCCCUAAGAAGGGCAGUAAGGAGGAGGCAGCCUCCGAGCUCAUAGGGCAGCUGUACGACCACAUCACAGAGGCAGUGCCUCAGCUUCACGGGGAGGUGCUCCUGGACGACAGGACCCAUCUGACCAUCGGAAACAGACUGAAAGAUGCCAACAAGUUUGGCUACCCCUUUGUGAUAAUCGCUGGCAAGAGGGCCCUGGAGGACCCUGCAUAUUUUGAGGUUUGGUGUCAGAACACUGGUGAGGUGGUCUUCCUCACCAAAGAUGGAGUCAUGGAUUUACUGACCCAAGUGCAGACUGUCUAAAUGUCCCCAGCCCACCCCUGCCCCCAUUUGCAGCCUUGUUGUUCGUUCUAACACUGCAUUUUCCUACACCCCUUUCCUGGACUGCUCUCUCCAGAAACAGCACAGCUCGUGGAGGACUGGCCAUGCUGCCAUAUACCUUUCCUUUUGUAUUCCAUUGUGGAAGCUUCUAGGAGUCUGAGAGGCAGGAGAUCCAAGCUCCAGUCUUGGGUGUUACCCUGAGGGGUAAGUCACUUCCCUUCUCUCAGCUGAGUUUUUCACAUGUAAGAUGGGAAUGGCUGAUGGCUGAGAGCCCACCAACCUUCCCCACCCCAUGUCAGUUUGACCACGGGCCUUUUGCUACAUUCUGUCCAGAGAGCAGGCCUGCCAGCCCCUGUCCACUGAGAAGUUGGGCUGAGAGUAUGGGGAAAAGAAUCGAGAGACCUGACUGCCACCAACUCACUAGUGACUUAGAUACAUACCCUCCCCCUGCUGGGGCCUCAGUUUCCCCAUCUGUAACUUGAGAAAAUGGAACUAGAUCUGUAAAGUCUGGAACUAGAUCUGUAACAUCCUUAUAGGUGUCACUAGGGGGUUCCAUGAGAGGUUUGUGACAGGCAGUCUGAUUCCUCUCAUUCUCCAUAGUCUGUUUCCUGGAAAGUCGAUGUAAUUAACUGAUGGCCCAAAAACUACCUCAAGAGACCUGGCCCUAUUAAGACGGCUUAACCACUGAGAUCACGUACUAUUGAUUUAAUAAAGCCAAACUAUUGGAA